CGAAUUAAAAAAAAAAUAUUUGGCAAUUUUUAAUUUUUUCGAGUGAAAUUUAAGUUUUUUCCUUUUUCCCGCAACAUGACGCGCUAACUCGUUUUUUUAUUCGCAUUCGGUAGCUAAAGGAUUUACGGGAAAAGCAUGUUAUUCAUCGCAGGGAAAAGUUUGAGAGUUGUCGAGAAAGCGAUUGGAAGGAGGGAAAUUUGCAAUUCAAGGUUGAACCGCAGUUUGUCUGCGGAAUAUUAUGUCUCGAGAAGUUUACAGUAUUUCACAAUCAGUUAUUAGAAGUCCCGGAAAAAACAGAAGAUUAACAGAAUUACCUACCGUUGAUCGUUCUCCAUCACGAGAAUAUCUUAGAAGAGAAAUUUCAAACCAACACAGAUUACGAUUAACUCGAUCAGGAGAUUCGUCGCCGUUACAUUACCACAGUGCGAGUCACAUCAUGGGAAGUCCCUAUUAUCGAGAUAUGGAUGAUGCCAUAAGUCCCGUUGGCGGGCAUCAUCGAAGUCGAAGCGCAAGUCGACCCGCGCCUUCGCACAUUAUGGAUUAUCCACGAACACGUUACCAAUCAUUGGAUCGCGGACCACUCGUUGUCGAUCCGCAUGAGAGGGAAUUUAUUCCGAUACGAGAGCCUCGAGAUCGUUCGCGUGACAGAUCUCUCGAACGUGGUUUAUACUUGGAGGAGGAGCUUUAUGGGCGCCCAAGUCGUCAAAGCCCGAGUCAAAUUCCUUUAUCAGAUAGAGCAUAUAUUGGCGACUUGCAAGCCACAAAUUCGGAUUUUCAACGCGAACUGGCAAACCUCAAGAAAGAAUUGGAGCUCACGAAUCAGAAAUUGGGCAGUUCAAUGCACAGCAUCAAGACAUUUUGGUCGCCUGAGUUGAAAAAAGAACGCGCUUUACGGAAGGAGGAAAGUGCGAAAUACAGUUUGAUUAAUGAUCAACUCAAAAUACUCACGAGCGAGAAUCAGAAACAAAGUUUAUUGAUUCGUCAACUCGAGGAAGAGCUUCGCCUACGUAUACGUCAACCGAAUUUGGAGCUGCAGCAACAAAUGGAAACGCUCUUUGCGGAAAACGAACAUUUGACACGCGAAAUUAACAUUUUACGUGACACGAUUAAGGAGUUGGAGUUGCGUAUCGAGACGCAAAAACAAACGUUGCAGGCGCGUGACGAAAGUAUCAAAAAGUUGCUCGAGAUGUUGCAAAAUAAGGGAAUGGGCAAAGAAGAGGAACGUCAAAUGUUCCAACAGAUGCAAGCGAUGGCGCAAAAACAACUUGACGAAUUUCGGCUUGAAAUUCAGCGACGCGAUCAGGAAAUCAUGAAUAUGGUUGCGAAAAUGAAGACUUUGGAGGAGCAACAUCAGGACUACCAGAGACAUAUAACGGUAUUGAAGGAGUCUCUCGUCGCCAAGGAGGAGCAUUCAACCAUGUUGCAAGCUGAUAUGGAAGAGUUAAAGAACCGAUUGGAAGAGAAAAAUCGUCAAAUUGAGAAAAAGACACAAGUUACAUUCCAAGCAGAGCAAAACAAGUCUCGUUAUGUUUCAGAAAUUAAUGAAAUGAAGGAACACAUGGAGAUAAAAGAUCGUAAAAUUAACGUUUUACAAAGAAAGAUUGAGAACCUCGAAGACUUGUUAAAGGAAAAAGAUAAUCAAGUUGAUAUGGCUCGUGCUCGUCUCAGUGCCAUGCAAGCGCAUCAUUGCACAUCCGAAGGAGCUCUCUCAAGUUUGGAAGAAGCAAUUGGCGACAAGGAGAAACAAAUGCAACAAUUACGAGACCAACGUGAUCGUGCUGAACAAGACAAAAUCGAGGAACGCGAAUUGCAUGAACGAGAACUUGCCGACUACAAAUUACGCCUUCACACCCUCGAAAGUGAAGUUGACAAACUCACGUCGCGUCUUCAUAGGGCACUUGCUGAAAAAGAUCGUUUGGAGAACAAACUCGAAUGUUCGCAAACGGAACUCGGGCGUUCAAAGGCGGAAUUAGACAAAGCUGUGACAGAUGUUGGGCGCAGCGGCAUGGAUUGGGAGACAACCAAACAAAAGAUUCAACGUCUCGAGGUAGAAAACGAACGAUUACGUGCGGAUUUGGAAAGAUCUCAAACGACAUUUGGUCGAAGCACGUUAAAUACCUCGCAGGAACUCGAUAAGGCGCAAGAAAAAGCAGAUAAAAUCUCCGCUGAACUUCGACGAACACAAGCUGAGUUACGAGUCACGCAAUCUGACGCCGAACGAGCAAAGAACGAAGGCAUCGCAUUGCAAGAAAAACUCGAAAAGAGUCAGGGAGAAGUUUACCGCUUGAAAGCACGUCUCGAAAACGCACAAAGUGAACAGGAAACUCUCAAACAAGACCUCGAACGGAAUCAGAGCGGCGUCACUCGCAUCGUCAAUGAACGAGAUCGCGCCAUUCAGGAGAUCGAAAAGCUCAAGGAAGAAUUGGAACGAUCGCAGGCAACGCUUGGAAAGUCACAAUUGCAACAAGACAAGCUUCAGAUUCAACUCGACAAAGCACAGAGCGAAAUCGAUCAGUUGCAAGAGAAAUACGACAAAGCAGGAGCAGAAGCUAGAAAGCUUCAACUCGAGAAGGACAAGAUUAUGUUUGACUUUGAAAAUGUUCAAUCGCAACUCGACAAGGCUUUGGGACACGGAUCUCGCGUACAAAAGGAGAAAGAAUCCGCUGAAUUGGACUUUGCUCGUAUGAAGGAGAAGGCAGAUAAGCUUCAGAAUCAACUCAUGCGCGUAACAAAAGAUCACGAUUUAUUGUCUGACGAGUUCGAAAAAUUGAAGGAAAAACACGAAGUUGCUUCAAAUGCCGUGAUGAAAGUUCAACGCGAAAAGGAAGUCAUUCAAACCGAAUUCGAUAUGGUCAAAGAACGAUGGGAUAAGACCCAUUCCAUCCAUCAAAAGCUUCAAAUGGAGCGCGAUGAUGCCCAUGCCGAAAUCGAUCUCCUCAAGGAAAAGUUAGACAAAGCCCUGUACGCCAGUCAAAAGUUGAUUGACGAAAAAGACACAUCCAACAAGGAAUUCGAAAAGAUGUUGGAAAAAUACGACAGAGCACAAAACGAAAUUUAUCGCCUACAAUCGCGCGUCGACACCCUCGAAGCGGAUCGCAAUCGUUUGGAAAUCGAAGCAGAACGUGCCGCCCUUGCUGCUGCCAAGGCCCGCGAAGACUUACGAAAACUUCAUGACGAAAGUACGCGAUUACAGGAGGCUUGCGAUCGCGCCGCACAACAACUUGCCCGCUCAAAGGAACUCGAAGAGAAGGCACGCGAAGAAAAUGAAGUGUCUCGAGAUCGUCUGGAGCGUAACCAACUCGAUUAUCGUCGUCUCAUCAGCGAAAAGGAAACUCUUUCGACGGAAAAUGAACGUUUGAAGUACGAAGUCGAGCGAUAUCACAACACCCAGCUGAAAAACGCUGCCGUCAUGGAUUCGUUGCAAGAGGAAACUGCCAUGUACAAAUUAGAGAUGGAAAAGGCACGAGAUCGUCUCGAAAAAGUGCAAUCCGAAUUGCGACGAUUGGAGGAGGCAGAAGCUUAUAGCAGAGACACGCGCAAGAUCAAAGAGGAAAAUGAAAGAUUGCGCGAAAGACUCGAAAAGACGAUGAACGAGUUAGAUACCCUCCGGAAUACGAUCCAAUUUGACCAAGAGAGCUUCGAAAAACUCAAAGAACGCAUCGGGCAGCGCGAAAAUGAUGCACAAUCGUUGGAAGCAAAACUCCAUGAAGCAACGUUGCAACUCGAACGAUCCCGAUCUGAAAUUGCGAAACUCAUCUCGAACCAAGAGAAGGAGAAACGCGAACUCGAACGUACCCACAUCGAGUACGAGAAGAUACGCGACAAAUAUGAGAAAUUGACUCGCGAGUUUGAACGACUCAAGCAAACGUCGCAAGUUAAUUUGGCAAGUAGCAACUUAUCCAUAGCUGAAAAGAAUGAAUUAGAGCGAAUGCGUGAAGCGUUAGACAAGGCGUUACAGCAACGAGACGCUACCGAAUUAGAAGCAGGUCGAUUGGCAAAAGAACUCGAAAAAGCCCAUUUGCAUCUCACAAAACAUCAAGAAGCUGCCGAAUCGACUCGAAUUGAGUUCGAACGGAUGUCUGCGGAACUCAGCAAAGUAUUGGAGAAGUUGGAACGAAGCGAAAAUGAGAAGGAAAUGCUCAAACAGAACUUUGCGAAACAACAUGCCGACCAAAAGAACCCCAUGCAAGAUAAGCAAUAUGCUAAUUUGGAGGCAGAAGCACGUCAAUUGGUGACAGAAAGAGAUCAAUUAAUAAUGCAACUUGAGAAGAGUCAGGAGAUGCUAAUGCACUUCCAGAAGGAACUGACAAAUGCUGAAGCUGAAAUUAAACAGUUCAAGGAUGAGAAUCAGAGAUUGAAGGGAAGCCUCGAACACGAAUACCAACAAAUAAAGGUCGAGAACGCACGCCUUAAACAAAUGAUCCAAGAAAUUAGCAAUCGCGGAGGAAGUGAAGUCGAUCAAUGGCGUAAAUUGGUCGAACAAGAGAAGGGAAGAGCUGACAAAGCUGAAAAUGAUAUCAAACAAGUCACGCAACAGCUUCAAGCUAAAGACAAACAAAUUGAACAGGCAACGCAACAAAUUCAAGCAAUGCAAGCCGAAAUGCAAAACGUUGGAAAGAAAAUGCAAGCACAACAGCAACAGCAUCAGCAGCAAAUGCAACAAUUGCAGCAACAAGUGCAGCAAGCUCAGGCGCAGGCUCAGCAAGCAGCCCAAGCUGCCCAAAAUCAACAACCGCAGCAACCGGCGCAACAACAAAGCAACGUCAAUCCGAAAGAGCUCGAAAAACUCGUCAAAGAGCGUGAUCAAGCCGCGGUUGAACGAGAUCGUUUGCAGCAACAACUCGAAAUGCUCGUUAGUGAAUUAGAGAAGAGUCAACUCGCUCUCAUGGAUACCAAUGAGCAACUACGAGCCCUACAAGCAGGCGAAGCAAAGGCUGGUAACCAAAAUAAACAACAGGAAGAAGAAAUCAACCUCGCUCUCAUGGAUACCAAUGAGCAACUACGAGCCCUACAAGCAGGCGAAGCAAAGGCUGGUAACCAAAAUAAACAACAGGAAGAAGAGUUACGACGAUACAUGCAAAGUGUCGAAGAGGCAAAGAAGAAAUUGGAUGCCGAAAAAGCCGCUUUCGAAGAGCAAAGAAAACUUCUUGAACAAAAACGCAAAGAACUCGAAGAAAAGGAACGAAACUUGGCUGAAUGUGACGUCAAACUGAAGAAACGAAAGGAAAAACUCGACCAAAUGGAGAAAGCUCUUGCACAAGCUAAACCGGGAGAUCCUGCCGCAAAUGCCCAAUUUAUGGAAGAAUUUGAAAAGACAAAGAUGCAACUCGAAGUCGCACAGGAAGAAGUUAAACGAGGCGCUGCCGAAACAGAACGCUUAUUACAACUUGUCCAAAUGUCUCAAGAAGAACAAAAUUCCAAGGAAAAACUUAUCAUGGAUCUGCAACAACAACUGCGAAAUACGCAAGCAAAACUAAAACAGGCCUCAUCUUCGUCGGGUCCUGCACAAGAUGCCGCAUCCGCAGCCACGGGAUUCCUGAAAAGUUUCUUCUAAAUUUCUAUUCUCUAUCAACAAAUAUAUUAUAUACAUACAAUUUAGGCGAAGU
Messenger RNA from Culicoides brevitarsis, 5606 nucleotides. It is a transcript of the gene brp, whose product is annotated as trichohyalin. The transcript has 23 exons. The coding region runs from base 239 to 5554 and encodes 1771 amino acids. Lineage: Eukaryota; Metazoa; Arthropoda; Insecta; Diptera; Ceratopogonidae. Gene Ontology annotation, molecular function: structural constituent of presynaptic active zone. The record is from RefSeq and is a predicted model, not a curated record. Gene Ontology annotation, cellular component: cytoskeleton of presynaptic active zone. Gene Ontology annotation, biological process: regulation of synaptic plasticity; maintenance of presynaptic active zone structure; neuromuscular synaptic transmission.